GCCAGCAGCGCGAGGAUCCGCCACAUCGCGGCCAUGAUCAUCGCCGCCUGUAACCCGUCCACGUGACAGAAGGUCAUAGGUCACACGUCAUCUUCGUCACGUGAUCGCCGGGAAGAUGGCGGUGUGUGUGGCCGUGAUCGCCAAAGAGAAUUAUCCUUUGUACAUCAAAACGGUGCCGACGGAGAAUGAGCUGAAGUUUCAUUACACAGUACACACUUCGCUGGACGUUGUGGCGGAGAAGAUUUCAGCAGUGGGGAAGGCGCUGGUCGAUCAAAGAGAACUCUACUUGGGUCUGCUGUACCCCACUGAGGAUUACAAAGUAUACGGCUACGUCACCAACACCAAAGUGAAAUUUGUUAUUGUGGUAGAUUCUUCCAACAUCGCACUGAGGGAUAAUGAAAUCCGUAGUAUGUUUCGGAAGCUGCACAAUUCCUACACUGAUGUCAUGUGCAAUCCAUUCUACAACCCGGGAGAAGUGAUUCAGUCCAAAGUCUUUGACAACAUGGUUUCUGGCAUGAUGGUCCAGGUGUGCUGAGGCUUUGACCUGGAAUUCCUGCUUUCCUGUGGGCCUGUGCUGUUCAACCGUCCAUCUGCUCAACUUACAAGACUGACUUAAAUCAAAUGCCAUCUGCAUUUAUAGACAAACUUUUUUCAGCUCAAGAGUUAUCACUCAAGUAUACGUCGUGCAUAAUUCCCUUGAAAAUCAUAACAUGAUCAGUAGUGGGUAAGGUUUCCAGGUUGAGCUCAAUAACCUGACCCACCUUCUGUUUCUAAACACCAUUUCAGUGAUUUGUUCCUGAAUGGUAGACGGCAAGUUCUAUGAAAGCAACACUGUUGUACAGCAUAUUGUUGCUCUCAGCAGCUGAACCUGUGACUUCCACACUGCUAAAACCUGGUACCCGCAGCAAGACUUGGGUUUUCAUUCAGCUGAGACCCUGCUGUUGGAGAGAAGUGUCCCUGUAUAAUUGUGUAUGUGGACGUUUCAUUAAUGCUCAGGAGUUUAACUAAAUUUCAUAAUUUUCUGGUCUGCCAUUAAUUCAGGAGCCAAUGUCAUUUCUGUGUCAUCUUUUUCAUGGGGGAAUCCAUAAUGGAAGAUCUCCAAUAUAGGAAGUAUUGGACUUGGAUUUUGAGAUUUUCUGUGCAGUCAGCCUGAUGUUGGGUAGUGGAACUUACUUGAGUGUAUAUAUUAUAUAUUUUUUGCCUAUUAUUGUUGAAUUGUAAAUAUAAUUUCAGCCUU
Messenger RNA from Mobula hypostoma (lesser devil ray), 1237 nucleotides. It is a transcript of the gene trappc2l, whose product is annotated as trafficking protein particle complex subunit 2L. The record is from RefSeq and is a predicted model, not a curated record. Gene Ontology annotation, biological process: endoplasmic reticulum to Golgi vesicle-mediated transport. NCBI's taxonomy places the organism in Eukaryota, Metazoa, Chordata, Chondrichthyes, Myliobatiformes, Myliobatidae. The transcript is spliced from 5 exons. Gene Ontology annotation, cellular component: cytoplasm; nucleus; TRAPP complex. Bases 116 to 535 code for a protein of 139 amino acids.